CGGCCCCUCAGGGAAGCCCCACAUCAAGGCCAAUGCCCGCUGGAUCGCAUUCAGCACAGACCUGGCAGGGGUGCUGGGAGCUGUGGCCCUGGAGAGCCCAAAGGGGAGCAAGAGAGCUGUCUCCCAUCUGCGCUGCCAUUCAGGUGUGGUGACAGACUUUGACUUCUCCCCCUUUGACCAGCAGCUGCUGGCCACCGGAGCAGCAGACGAAGCCGUGAAGGUGUGGCGUCUCCUUGAACCUGGCCAAGACCUCUCGUCUUCCCCCCAUGUGACGCUGGGGCCAGAGGGGAGCCGGGUGGAGGUGCUCCUCUUUCACCCCACGGCGGACGGGGUCCUGGCCAGUGCGGCCGGGAAGGCGGUGGCGAUUUGGGAUGUGGAGCAGCAGCAGAUCCUUACUGACUGUCCUGGCGCACAGGGGCGGCAGGGAGGUCCGGCUGCUGUGGGUGAACGCGGACGGCUGCUUCCUCUCCGUGGGCUCCAAUCAGAUGAUGGAGCGGGAGGUGUGCCUCUGGGACAGCCGCCGGUUGAACUGCUCCCUGACCUCCGUCACACUGGACGCCUCUCCCAAGCCUCUGAUCCCGCUCUUUGACCUCAGCUCCGGCCUCCUAGUUCUGGCUGGGAAGGGAGAGAAGGGGCUUUUCUGCUAUGAGGUGCAGCCUGCGCAGCCGGCCGUGGUGGAAGUUCACCAGAGCUUUCUGGAGACCCGGACUCAAGGGGCGGCUCAGGUGCCCAGGCUGGCCCUGGACGUCACAGCCUGCGAAGUGAUGAGGGUCUUGCAGCUGAGCGACUCGGCCGUUGUGCCCAUCAGCUACCUGGUGCCCAGGAAGGCCACACAUGAGUUCCACAAAGACUUAUUUCCAGACUGUCCCGGAAACGUCCCGGCAGCAUCUGCUCAGGCCUGGUGGGCUGGGGACAAUACGCAGGUGGAGCUGGUGAGCCUUGAUCCUGCCCACAGGGCCAGCCCUGGCUUCCUCUCCCCCUGCCUGCCUCGCCUUGACCAAGACAGCCAGCACCCGCCCUCCGCCCACGUGGAGGCAGGGGAUCAGGCCAAGCAUCCGGACCACAGUGUGGGCAGCAGCCUGUCCUCUCCUGGCAGUUCCUUGGCAUCUCCAUCCAGCGUUGCCCCAUCUCUCCCUGCCACCAGUGGCUUUUCCUCCAGCCCAAGCCAGCGGUCCCUGCAGAAUAUUCUGGGCCCGAGUUCUGCCUUCCGGCACAUCGAGGGGGUCGUCUUGCCUCGCACCACCCACAUCACCAACCUGCGAGGCUUGAGCCUCACCACUCCAGGGGAGUGUGAUGGCUUUUGCGCCAACCAGCAUCGCAUCGCCAUCCCACUGCUUGCCACAGGUGGACAGGUGGCCAUUUUGGAGCUCUCCCAGCCAGGGCGACUCCCUGACACCCCCAUGCCCACCAUCCAGAAUGGGGCACCUAUCUCGGAUCUGUGCUGGGAUCCCUUUGAUGAGCAACGCCUGGCCAUUGCUGGAGAAGACACCAAGAUUCGGCUAUGGCGGGUUGAGCCCACCGGACUGCAGAAGCAGCUGCUGGAGCCAGAAGUGGUCUUGAGAGGCCACACAGAGAAGAUCUACUCCAUCAAGUUCCACCCUCUGGCCUCCGAUGUCUUGGCCUCCUCCUCCUACGACAAGAGUGUCCGGAUCUGGGACGUGCGCACAGGGAGGCAGGAGCUGGGACUGCAGGGCCACACGGACCAGAUCUUCAGCCUGGCCUGGAGCCCCAAUGGACGCUGCCUGGCAACCGUCAGCAAGGAUGGCAGAGUGCGAGUUUACGAGCCUCGGCAGGCUGCCCAUCCCUUGCAGGAUGGUCCAGGGCCUAAGGGGGGUAGAGGUGCCCGUGUCACCUGGGUCUGUGGCGGCCAACACCUGCUGGUCUCCGGCUUUGACAGCCGCAGCGAACGCCAGCUCUCCUUGCACCAGGCCGAGGCCCUGGCCGCUGGACCUCUGGCCACCAUCGGCCUCGACGUCUCCCCCUCCACCCUCAUCCCUUUCUAUGACGUGGACACCAGCGUGGCCUUCUUCACAGGGAAGGGCGACACCAGGGUCUUUGUCUAUGAGGUGGUCCCGGAGGCCCCCUUCUUCCUGGAGUGCAACAGCUUCCUCUCCUGCGACCCCCACAAGGGCUUUCACUUCCUGCCCAAGACGGCGUGUGAUGUGCGGGAAGUCGAGAUUGCCCGGGCAUUGCGCCUCCGGCAGAGCUCCAUUGAACCGGUGGCCUUCCGGGUCCCCAGGGUCAAGAAAGAAUUCUUCCAGGACGAUCUCUUCCCGGCCACACAGGUGUGGUGGGAACCUGCCCUGCCAGCCACAGCCUGGCUGAAGGGCGCUAACAAGCAGCACCGAAUCACCAGCCUGCAGCCCAAGGACAUGACCCCAGUGAGCCAAGCGCCCAAGGAAACCCCCAAGCGGAAAUACCUGCCUUCCUCCGUCUACCUGGAAGAGAAGUCAGACGAGCAGAAGAAAGAGGAACUGCUCAGUGCCAUGGUGGCCAAGCUGGGGAACCGAGAUGACCCCCUCCCACAGGACUCCUUUGAGGGUGUGGAUGAAGAGGAGUGGGACUAGCUGCAGACGGACGCUGCCUCUCUGCCCGCAGCCCCCUCAGAGCCUGGGAUGGAAGGAAGCGUCCCACUCGGGCUGCAGGCUGCUCCCUGCCGGUUGGCUUCUCCCCACUUGCUGCUUCUGCUCGGGGGGGGGGGCUGCCCUCCUGCUGGAACAGGGACUCGGGCCACCUGUUUACAAUCCCCCAGCGAAGGCCCACAUCCUGAGGACAGCCACGGCUUCCCCCCCAAACGGGGGCCCUCCUUGGCAGGAGACCCCCACUCUCAUCUCAGGCUGUGCAGUGACCCUUCUCGGCUGGCUGCUUUGAAGCUGGUGGGCCAGUCGGCCAGAAGUCUUCCAUGGAGGGUAAACUGCAAGCAUCCUUGGGGCUCAUUCGUGGCCCAAGCGAUUCCAGGCUGGCAUCCUGAAGCUGGAGAGGCUUUUGCUCAGCAGCCUUCUUGGGAGGAAGCUCCUUUCUCCAGCUGAUUCCACCUUGGGUGUAGCCCUAACAUGAACCCUCCUUCUUCCGUU
Molecule: messenger RNA, 3074 nt
Organism: Thamnophis sirtalis
Lineage: Eukaryota; Metazoa; Chordata; Lepidosauria; Squamata; Natricidae
Source: RefSeq, a predicted model, not a curated record